GGAUUUUUAUGACUGAUUCAUCCUCAUAUCAAUAUAGCAUUAAUGAAGGACAGUAUGAAGCUAAAAUAGGGGAGAAACUGAAAAACAAUUAAUAUUAAAUAAUCAAAUGGUUAGGAGAUGGAACAUUCUCAAAGGUGUGGUUAGCGAAAGAUUUAUUAAGUUCGGUUCAUUAUGCUCUCAAGAUAUAAAGUUCAUUAUAUUCCGAUGCGGCCAUGGAGGAAAUAGAAAUUUUAAAGUAUUUUUGAUUCUGACUUAGAAUUUUGAAUCAAAAUGAAAAUUCACCUUAAUGGAUUAACAUUUAAAAGAAUUUCAUCGGGAAUUAACCAUCAACGCAUUGUGUAAAAAUGAUAGAUUCCUUUGUUCAUGUUGCUGAUGAAACCCUGCAUUAUUGUGUAGUUAUGGAAAUAUUGGGACCCACUCUAUUGGAUUUAAUUAGAUUCUACGAAAAGAAAGUAUUAAAAAUUCUUAUGAUUAGCAUUCUAGCAUAAGCAUCUAACUAGGGAAAGAGAUAACCAAAUAAAUAUUGAUUGGAUUGAUUUAUUCUCAUGAUGCAUGCUAAAUUAUUCAUACUGACAUAAAACCAGAAAACAUCAUGAUUGAGUUAAAUGAACAAUAAUUAAAGUAGUUAAUUAAUGAAAAUGAGUCUGAAGAGUAGAAAAAAAAGUAAUAAGAGAAAAUAUUUAGAGAGUUAAAUUGAAUAAUAUAAAUGUUGGUGAUACUUUCGUAUGGAAUGAGAAUGUAAUAGUUAAUGUAAACACUGACCUUAAAUUUAAAUUAGUUGAUUUUGGAAAUGCUUGUCAAACUAAUUAAUAAUUUGAGGAAAUUCAAACUAAGGAAUAUAAAUCUCCUGAAUCUAUUAUUUAAGCUAAAUAUUAAACAAAUACUGAUAUUUGGUCAUUAGCAUGUGUAAUUUUUGAAAUCUUGACAAACAAUUACUUAUUUCAACCAGAAGGAGACACUGAAGAAGAAGAAAUGGAUGAUCUAUUAGCAAUGAUGAUAGAGUUGAUUGGACUUCCUUCUUAAAGUUUCUUGAGUAAAGGUUAAAGAAGUUCGUUAUAUUUUGAAUCUGAUGGAAAUUUAAAAAGAAUCAAAGUAUUUGUAUAUUUUUAAAAAGGAAUUGCAAAAAGUCAAUCUAAGUAGUACAUUAAUUAAAGAAUACAAUUUUGACAAAAAUGAAGCGCAGAAGUUAGAAGAUUUUAUUCUCUUCGCGCUAAAAUGGGAUCCACUAGAGAGGCCAUCUUCUUAAAUCAUGUUCUUUCAUCCUUGGCUUCGAUAAUGAAAUACAUUUU
Paramecium octaurelia is the source of this 1289-nucleotide messenger RNA. The record is from the annotation of a GenBank genome assembly. Lineage: Eukaryota; Ciliophora; Oligohymenophorea; Peniculida; Parameciidae.